This is a messenger RNA of Astrephomene gubernaculifera, 15248 nucleotides long. The record is from the annotation of a GenBank genome assembly. NCBI's taxonomy places the organism in Eukaryota, Viridiplantae, Chlorophyta, Chlorophyceae, Chlamydomonadales, Astrephomenaceae.
CAUUUGAGGACUACAAAUAAUUGAUACAAACUAAGCACCACUUUAGCUGAACCGCAUUAAUAUAAAGUCAAACGGUCAAAGAAUGUUAUCAGUGCUAUACGCAGCCUUGCCUUUAAAAUAACCAAAACCGUCUAGCAAUUGAAAUGUUCUAAACAUUUUUCUGGGCGACGGAGGCAGUCGUCGGCAUUAGGGUCAGCCGUCGCGUAUUAUGGGGACGCCGUGGACAGGACACAACUUAAGCCUUCCAGCGUAUCCUAACGCACCUACUCCUGGGACGGGAGGCGCGUUUACAGGCAGCCCCGCUGGGAGUCCAACGGAACCCCACCCCAGCAGCUCCCCGCGUCAGGCAGCACAAGCAGCGGCACAGCCCACACCGCAGUCCACUUCGUUCGAACAGGACGUACAGGCUCCAGCCCAAGAGGGCCCGCUGACCUACUAUCCAACCUUCAGUGUUGUCGAUCCCCGCCAUAAGUGGCAGCGCAUACGCGACUGGGCGUCUAAGGACAGCGCCACCGCAACUGGCCCCUCCGGGGCCAGUACCGGCGGUGCGAGCCCGGGCACCCCACCAAUGGGCACGCCGCCUGCAAAUGCAGAGGAAGUAGACGUCUCAGCCAGCAUCGACUCGACCCUCCUUGAGCUAGAGCUAGAACGCGCCCGCGCAAGUCUCAAAGCAGCCGCUGCAGCAGGGGGCAGUGGAGGAAUCUCCUCCGUUGCAGCCGCCAUCUCAGCAGCUGCUGCAGCAGCCCAGGCGACCGCCCAUGCGGUGGUCCCCACGUCCAAAGGUGUCGCCGCUGGUGGCGGGCCCUUGGCCGGCCCAGGGUUUAACGUUGUUGGCCUGCCGGCCCGGCCUCCCUCCUCGUCCGCCAGCGGGCUUCAGCCACGGGCUGGCGCCCCCUCGCGGGAGCCAAGCUUCAGCGGCUUCGGCUCCGGAGCAAUUGGCCCGCCUGGCGCCCCGCAACUCACAAGCAGCUUGUUGCCGGGGCAUGUGUCGGGCGGGUACCGGCCAACCACGUCUGUUAGCACGGCUGCGACGGGGAUGACGACGGCUGCCAGCGGCCUGAACCCCCAUACCGGUUACCCGCUGCACUAUCAGCCCAUGCAGCAGCAGCAGCUCCAUUACAUCCCCACCACCACCGCCCCGAGCGGCGCCGCGCUGGGCAUGCCGCGUGCGGAGAGCUUCUCAGCCCACCAUACUGAACCGCAGCUUAUGCCUUCCAUGUCGGCCCCCGUUAGCAGCGCCGCUUCCAUACCCGGCGGGUUUCUUGGUCGCGGCGGUGUCGGUGCCAGCAGCUAUGUUGCUGCUAGUAGCAUGCAGCACGCCCAAGCACCGCUGGCCACCGUAGAGCGCACUGCCCUGGAGGCGCGCUGCCGGGCUGCUGAGGAGGCGCUGGCGCUGACAGAGCGGCGCCAUGCGGGAGAGGCGGAGCGACUGCAGGGUCGCAUUACGUCGUUGGAGUCGAGCUUGGCGGCGGAGCGGCAGCUGUGCAGCCAGCUACAGCAGCAGCUGCAGGGAGAGAUCCAGCGCCUGCGCACAGCGACUGAGGCUGAGACGUCGGCUCGGGCGGCGGAAGCGGCUGCACGGGAGAUGCUGUCAGCUGCCAACCAGUCGCUGGAGCUGGAGAGGCGUCGCGCUGUUGAGACCGCACAGCAGGCGGCGGAGACGGCCCGCGAGUUGUCGUCCCGUGUUGCCGCCUUGGAGGCGGAGAGGUCCGGCUUGGAGAAGCAGAUGCUGCUGGAAAAGGAGCAAUCGUCACGGCUGCAGAGCCAGCUGAAAGACGCCCAGCGGCAGGAGCAGACGCUGCUGGAGAAGCUGGGCACGUCUGAGGCAGCUCGGCAGCAGCAGGAGAUGCGGCUGGAGGCUGCCGCGGAGCAGGUCACCACGAUGCGCAACGAGCUGCAGCUGCUGAACGCCAAGCUGGCAGCCCGCGACAAGCAGCUGCUGAAACACGUGCAGGAGAUGGAGGAGACCCAGCUUGCCACGUUGCGAUCCGAGCUGGGCGCCGCUCAGCUGCGUCUGCAGCGCCAGGAGGUGCACUACGCGACACUGCGCAGCUCGCUGGCGGCGGUGUAUCAGGCGCUUGGGCCGCAGGCAUUGGCGGCUGCGUUUGGCUACUCUGAUCAGCUGCUGGGAGGCUUCACGGCGAGUGCGGCGGAGUACGGAUCUGUGGCGGAUCGACUGCUGAGUCAGCGAACGGUGGAGGAGGAGGAUGCGGCGGCGGUGGUGGCGCGCGUCAAGGAGCUGGUCACGCAGACUCGGAACCUCUACAUGUCGACGGAGCGACGGGAGGUGGCCAUGGCAGCGGAGAUGGACCAAGCGCUAAACACGCUCCGGCAAACCAAUACGGACGCGGAGGCUCGGCUGGCUAGCUGCAACGUGGCGUUACGUACGGCGACGCAACGGGUUGAAGAACUCACGGCUCACCUACAGGAGUCCCGCGCACGUUGCACCAGCCUGGAAAACUCCCUCCAAGCGGCGCAGAGGGCAGCCCAAGGCGAGCGCCGGCACUGCGAGGAGCUUCAAUCCGCUCUCAGCGAGCUGCAACAGGAGGCAUCGACCCUCCGCGUACGAGCCGCCGACGCAGACGGUGCUCACAACGAGCUGCAAGCCAGUAGGGAGCAGGUGCUGCAGCUGCAGCAGCAGGUGGCUCAGCUGCAGCUGCAGGCGGAGCAGCUGGGCAGUCUGGCGCAACGCAACAAGGAGGCGGCGGCGAGCAAGGAGGAUCGCGUUCGGGAGCUCCGUUCAGCCCUGGCUUCGGCGCUGGACAACUCAUCGGCGGCUGAGGGUCAAGCGGGGAUGCUCAUCCGGGAAAAGCAGCAGGCCCUGGACGAGUUGGAGUAUGAGAGGCGGCGGAAUGCCGAGCUGGAAGCUCUCGUGCAGGCAUCCGAGCAGCAGCUGAAGCGUGUACGUGCCGAGGCGGAAGCCACUGAGAGCUCCUACUGGCAGCUCAGUCAACAGGUCAUGGAGGCAGCAAGGGAGGCGGCUGCUCGAGCGCGUGAGCUUCAACAGGUGGGAGGGCCGCGUGCGGUGCCCAUGCUGCUGUACGCGACGCCGGAGCACCUGAGCUCUGCUGCUGAUGACGCGGCGUUGCAUCUGGCGACGUUGGAAGCUGCCAUGGAGGGCAACCGGCCGCGUACGGCUAACUCCAUGCAGCGUGGUGGUGGUGGUGGUGGUGGUGCUGCUGCUGCUGCUGCUGGAGACGGCUGGCACGUGGAAGUGCUAUCCCUGGGCGGGGCGGACGUCCCGCAGGCAUGCACCCGCGCCCUGCUCGGCCACAUCCAGUUCCUCUCCACGCAACAGGCGCUGACUCAGCAACAGCUCAUCACUGCGCAGCAGCAGCUGCAAGGCCUUGCGAGGUUCCGGAGCGCGCUGCUUGCCCGGGGUGGCGACCUCGCCCGGUCCCGAAGCCAGCCAACUGCUGAGGCGGCCGGUGGCUCGGUUAAGGACGCUGUACGACAGUCGCUGUCCAUGCAGGACCGCGCCUUGGCUCUACCUGCCUCCCCAGGCGCUGAUGCCUUACAAGGAAGUGCUUCGCAGCAUGCCAAUGCUCCGGUGCAUGAGCUGGCAAGGAACGUGGCGGCUGCGGUAACAGAUGCCGUACAGGCUCUUCAGGAUGCUUUGGAGCAGGAGGCGGCGACAGCUCGCCGCGCAGACCAGGUUACGGAGGCUCUCCGUCAGCUACAGCAGCAGCUUGAGGGGGCGCGGCAGGAGGCGGCACAGGCUGCAGUCUUGAAGGAGAGCUUGGUCGCAUGCGAGGCGGAGCUGCAGCAGGUGAAGGCCACCGCGCAAGCCGAGUUCACCCGGGUUCACAACGAAGUGACCAAGGCGUUUAAGGUAGCGGAGCAGGUUCGCGGGGAUGCCCUGGUGGAGGCGGAUGCGCGGGUCCGCGCCGCCGAGCUGGCCGCAGCGGAGGCGAGCGCGCAGGCGGAUGCGCGCGUGGCAGCAGCCGAGCAGCAGACUGCCAACACGGCUGCGCGAGUGACAUCACUACAGACGGAGCUCGCCACCACGAGGUCUCUGCUGGAGGCCACCCAAGCAGAGAUACUGGCACUACGGACGGAGCACUCCGCGGGAUUGCAGCAUGUCAGCUCGCUCACUGAGCAGCUGCAGCGUGCGAAUGAGGAGCUAGUGCAGUUACGACAGGUGGCUGGUCCGGCAACCCGGGAGCGUCUCGUCAUGGCUGCAAAGCUUCGAGUGCUAAGGCGUAAGCGGUCGGAGCUGCAGCGGCGUCUGACGGAGGAGAGGCGCCGUGCCCAGAAGUUGGGAGCGUCCGACGAAGCACGUCGCAAUCGGAUCAAGCAAGGCGUUGUCCAGCUCCGGCAGCUUCAGAUUGACAACAUACAGCUGAAAUCUCGACUCCAGGAGACGGAGAGCCGGGCAUCCCGCACAGAGUCCUUGCUGUCGAAGCUGGAAGAGCGCAGGAUAAAUCUGGAGCAGGAUCGCAAGGCGCAGUCGGAUAAGGUGUCCAAGCUAACAGGCCAGCUGGCGGACGCCAACAAGGCCCUCGAGGCGGCCCGCCGCGCUGAGACGGCUUCCAGGAAGGAGCUGGACCGCCUGGUGCGGGAGCAGCUGGAGCCGCAGCGGCGGAGGACGACAACGGUGCUUGAGGAGCUUGAGCGUGCGGCGGCGGCGCUGCAGGAGAGCCAGGCCAACGCCACUCGGCUUCUUCAGCAGGGUGAGGAGCUGCGAGCUGAGUUGGAGGAGACGCACCGUGCUGCUGCGGAGGAGGCCAUGCACGCGGAGGAGCGCCUGACGGCCGCCAUGCGGGAGCUAACCGAGCGGGACGCGGUGAUUGCGGAUCUGCGGCAGCAGGUGACGGCGGCGCAGGCAGCCGCUGCCGCUGCGGCGUCAAUGCUGCCGGCCAUUUCUUCGGGCCAGCUAGGGGACGCGGCUGCCAUACAGACGCACCUGAUCGGUCAACUGGGGCAGCUACAGGCGGUCAACGUUGAGUUGGAGUCCAAGCGCGCUGCGGUGGAGGCGGAACUUGAGACGCUGAGGGUCCGUGUCAGUCGAGCUGAGACCGCCGCCGCAGCAGCAGCCCGCAUGGACACCCCGGCUGCAACCGAGCCCAGCGCCUUCCCUCUGGCCUCGCCGCAUACGGCGCCCGCCUGCACUCCGGAGGGGCACCUGCGCCUCCAGGUCCGGACGCUGGGCGACCUGGGCAGCACCCCGCGCGGCCUGUCCAGCCUGGGAGCUGCUGGCCCAGUGUCGGGUUAUCGUGACGACGGCGCUGCCAGUGUGGCUCCCUCGUACACGCGAGACCUGGACCCCGCAUCGCUGGCUGCCAAGGAGCAGCGCAUGCAGGAGCUCCGAGCCGCCCUCUCCUCCCUCAUGGCGGAGCGAUCCGCGCUGCAACAGGAGCUUUCAGCAGCACGCGCUGACGCCAGCAACGCUGCUGCAGCGGCCGUCAAGGCAGCAGCCGACGCUAGGCUGCAGACCGAGGCCCAGCUGGCGCGCAUACGCGAGCUUGAAGAGGAGGUCCAGCGCUCCGCGGCCGCACUUCAGGAGGCCCGGGAGGCCUUGGCUGCGUCGGAAGGGCGGCUUGCGGAGGCAGCUGAUGUGGGUCAAAGGCAGCUGCAAGAGGAGCUCGAGGCGUGCGUGCUGCGGCGGGAGGAGGAGCUGAGGGCGGCAGCGCAGCAGGCAGAGCAGCAAGCAGCGGAGCGGGAGGCAUGGUGGCGAGGAGAGGUGCAGGUGAUGGAAGCCCGCGCGUGGGAGGGUGAGGCAGCGUUGGAGGCGUUGUGGCGGGAGAAGGUGGAGUCGGCGGAGCGGAGAGGCCGGGAGGAGGUGGAGGCGGCGGAGCGGCGGGGGCGGGAGGAGGUAGAGGCAGUCGAGCAGAAUUGGAAGAGGGAGGUGGAGGCGGCGGAACGGCGGCUUGCGGAGGAGGUGGAGGCGGCGCAACGCACUGGCAAGGAGGCGGCGGAGGCAGCGGAGAAGCGGGGGCGGGAGGAUGUGGAGGCGGCGGAGAGGCGGGGACGGGAAGAGGCGGAGGCGGCGGAGGCUAGGGCGCGUGAGCAGGUGGAGGCAGCCGAACGUCACGCCAAACAGGCCAUUGAGGAGGUGCGCCUCCAAGCCAUGGAGCAGGUCGCAUCCCUGGAGCGCCGGCUGCGCGAGGAGACUGCUGCCCUGGAGAGGCGUGUGCGUGAAGCCGAGCGGACGGCAGCGGACGCUACAACACGCGAGGAGGAACGCUCACGCCAGGCGGACCGAGCUCGAGAACAGCUGUCUCAGAUGCAGGCUCUGCAUGCAUCAGCGGAGGAAGCGGUACGACAGCUGUCAUCCCAGCUACGCGAGCUUCAGCAGGGCGGCAGCAACCAGGCGCAAGCAGCCGUGGCGGAGGUACAGCAGCUGCAGGUCACUGUGGACAGCCUUCGAAGGGAGCUGUCCCUUGCCCGGGACAAUGCAGCCGCCAAUGAAGCGGAGGUACGGCGGCUGCAGGCGCAGCACGAGGCGACCGUAGCGCAGGGCCGCUCGCUGGCAUCUGAGCUUCAGGCCCUCAGUGACGACCUGUCCGCUGCUCGCACCCGCAUCGGCGUGUUGCAACAGGAGCUGGUGGUCCAGCAUGCGGAGGCGGACACCCUGCGGCAGGCCAACCAGACACUGCAGGCGGGGCUGUCGGCUGCGGAGGAGCGUCACGUGGACAGCGAGGCACAGCUGGUGGAGGCGGAGGCGGCGUUGUCGCGACAGCAAGGGCUGGUACGGCAGGUACAAGCGGAGAACGAGCGGCUGCACGAGCAGUACACCCAGCUGCAGCAGCAGCUGCAGCAACUGACGGCGGAGCGGCGGGCGGCCGCAGUGGCGGCGGCAGCGGCCACGGCAGCCGCCGGCGCGGAUGUGGGGCUGCUGAGGUCCGCAUCGCCUCCGCGCGCAGGUGUUUCCUCCUCGCCCCUUGGCAGCGGCAGUCCGCCGCGGCCUAUCCGCGAUGGAAUGUUGCCGGGCAGCGAGGAGGGUGGAGGAAGCGGCGGCGGCGGUCGUAGCCGACGUGAGCGGACAUCUUCGGCGGUUUUGGAAGCGAGGCUGCUGCAUGCGGCGGUUUCGGAGCUUGAGGCCAAGGCGGAAAGCCUGCAGCGCGACCUCUUAACCGCAGAGGCACGAGCCAAGCAGGCAGAAGACGAUGCCCAACUACUCCGCAUCGAUCUAGACACCGCAACCAACCGUCUGCGGGCCGCGGAAGCCAAGGCAACGGACAUGCAGGGCCGCCUUGAGGCCUCCCUGUCGGAUGCGGCCCAAGGUGUGGGCUCGUUGCGCGGUCAGCUGCUGGAAAUGGAGCUCCAGUUGGACGAGAUACGCGACCGGGAGCAGGCCAGCCAGGCUGCGCUGUUCCGCGCCAAUGCUCGCUGCGAGGAGCUGCAGGCAGCGCUUGCGGAGGCGGAGCAACGUGCGGAGGAGCUGCAGCACCGAUGCGAAGACCGGGAGCUGGAGGUUGGAGUGUUGCAGGCUCAACUGGCGUCUGCAUCCGCCCAGCGCCUCGCACAGCUCGCGGAGGCGCAGCAAGCCGGGGAGCCGCAUGGGUCGGGCCAGGCUUCGGCGUCUGCCCUGGACAUGCAAGUCCGUGAGCAGGCGCUGCUGGUGGGCACGCUGCAGGCUGACCUUCAGGCGGCGUUGGCGCGGGCGGAGGGCGCCGAACGGGAGCUGGCCGAGAGCAGGGCUGCUGCUGAGGUGCUUCGCGGUGAGGUGGCGUCCCUGGAGCGGCAGCGGCAUGCGGUCGCCCUGGAGGCGCGCAACACCGUGGACACCGGGGCGCGCAUGCGGGCUGAGCUGGACAAGUUUUCAAGCAGGCUGACAGAGGUUGAGGCCGACUUGCUCAGGGCACAGGAGGCACGAGACCGGGCCGUGGCACAGGCUCGCACCGCUGAGUUGCAGCUGGCGGAGGAGCGGACUGAGGCGGAGUCGCUGCGCUGUCAACUGGCGGCUGCAGCCAACCAGGGCCGCGGGGCGGACUCGCUCUGGCUGCAGCGAGUGGCAGAACUGGAGCGGGCGCUGUCAACCGCCAGGCAGCAGGCGGCGGAGGCGGAGGAUGCGGUCGUGGAGGCGGCUGCUGCUCAGAUGCGGUCGGCUGGCCUGGAGACGCGCGUGCGGGACCUAGAGGCGGCGCUGGCGGAGGCAGAGACGCGAGUGGCUGCGGCAGCAGAGGGCGAGACGCGCACGGCAGGAGCACUUGCUGGAGAGCGGGAGGCACAUCGUCAGGAAGUUUCCGCGUUGCAGCUGCAGCUGCGAGGCCUACAGGACAAGCUGGCAAUGUGCGAACGGCAGGUGUCGGACCGUGAUGCGCGCAUUGAGGGCGCAGGGCAGCAGGCAACGUCGCUUCGCGGCCACGUGGACGCCUUGGAGGAGCAGCUGCGGGAGGUCCGCCGGGAGUUGCUGAUGGCAAGGAAGGAACGAGAGGCACUUGAACAGAGAGUUGCAAGUUUCGAACAAGAGGCUGAGGGCGCCCGCAGCUCGCCACAGCAAAACGAUUCGGCCAGUGUAAGCGGCUUCAGUUUCGCAACAUCCCAGGUGCCGCAGCAGCAUCUUGUAGGGAUGCUAUCCGAGAACCGGGACUUGCUGGAAAAGCUUGCUGCAACCCAUUCAAAGUUUAAGCAAGCUAAAGCAAAGCUGGCGCAGAAGGAGCAAGAGCUUCGCAGUAAAGACCUCGAGCUGGAGCGCCUUCGUACGCAGGUGGCAAAUCUCUCAGUAUCGACAGACCCUGGCCAAAUGUCGACGAUAGCUUCCAACAGCGCGGACCCGCUGGUUAGCGCGCUGCGGUCAGAGCUUGAAGCUUACAAGGCUGCCUUAACAUCAUCGCAAGAAGAGGCUGCGGCCAGCGCCGCAGCCGCUGCUGAGGCGCAAGCACGAUGCGAGGCGCUCGCAAUGCGCCUGCAGCAGGAUGGCGAGCGGCGAGCGUCUAACAGCCAGGCGAGCAGCCGCGUUGUGGAGCAGGCCUCCCCCAGCAUGAUGGAGCGCCUGAUGCAGCAGGGGCGUGCUGGCAGCCCUGGCGGUGGGGACAACAGCGCUAGCAUGCAAGCCUUGGCCCAUAAAGUCCGAGCGCAGCGGGCAGAAAUAGAGACGCUCACUUCGGAGCUGCAGGCUGCUAAUGCGAAGCGCACCGAGCUUGCCAAGCAAGCUGCCGCUUUGGGUCAGCGUCUUGCAUCGGCCGAGAUACGGGAACGGGACCUUGCAUCAACCGCGGAGUUGCUGCGGCAGCAGCUUGCAAUGGCACAACAACAGCUGGAGAGCCGCCAGGCCAUGCUGCAGCAGCUCAUAUCAGCCUCGCAGCAGCAACAUCAGAACACGCUUGCACAGGCGGCGCACAAGGCGACCGCCGGGGGGCCUUCAGGUCCUCCCAGUCCCACUAGCACAUCCCGCUCCUUGGGCUUGACAGCUGCGUCGGGCGCCGGCGAUGGCUUUGACGACGUUCUGCCGUCCACCUCAACAAGUCCCCGCUCGCAGGCGACACGUGCCUACCACACCACCUUCACCCUGUCGCCAACCCGGGCUCGCUCCGCUACUGCGUCCGCACAUGCGCACUCCGAGGGCUUCGCUGCCGCUGCCGGCGUGACCGCCUCCCAGCAGCAACUGCUGGCGGCCCAACAGCACCAGCAGCAGUCCUUAAAGCUGGAUCGCGUUGUAGCCAUGUGGAGGGACGCGUGUCGGGCCAAAGAUGCUCGGCUGCAGGAGUUGCAGGCGGACCUUGCGACCUACACCACGCAGCUUGAGCGGGCACGGGCGGACGCCUCGUCCCUGACAGCCAAGGUGCUGGAACGGGAGCAGGCGCUAGCGUCCUGCGAGCAUCAGCUGGAGCUAGAGCGGGGGAGCCUGGGAGCACAGCUGCGUGCGGCAGAGGACAAGCUGGCCGUCAAGGCGCAACAGCUUGCUGCCUUGGAGGACGAACUGCAGAGUCGAGAGCAGGAGCUGCGGACCACUCGCGCGCAGCUGCAGGUCGCGCAGCGCUCCCUCUUGACGCUCCAGGCCGAGGGUGAGGCGCACCUUGAGUCCGCCAACACCACAGCGGCGGAUCUGGCGGCGUCGCAGCAGCAGGUGGAGGCGCUGCAGGCCGAGCUUUGGGAGUUGCGGCAUCAGAGCGCCAAUGCCAGGACGGAGGCUCAGCAGCUGACUGAGCAGAUGCUGCCGCUGCAGGAGCAGCUGGGCCGGUCGGAGGGCCAGGUUGCACAACUGCUUGUGGUCGUCCGCGGCGCCCUUGCUGCUGGCGCCGCCUCAGCCCAUCAGCAGCUGCAGACCAGCGCUGGCGGGACUCUUGCAGACUUCCCAGAAGCCUCCUUCGGAGGGGCGCCUGCUGCAGCUCCUGGCCCCUUGCCAACCUCCCUUCGUUUGCUGGAGGAGCUCACCUCGGUGUUGGUGGAGGAGCUGCAACGGCGCGGGGCUGUCAUGGGCAGGCUCGAGGGCGAGGUGGCGGGGCUGCAGGGGCAGCUGACAGCACGAGAGGAGGACGUGAGGCGCCUGGAGGCGCGGCUAAAGUCCGCGCAGGACGGUCUGGCUGCCCGGCUGGACGACGUGUCCCGACUGCAGACGGCGCUGCGCCGCAAGGAGGCGGACUGCGAGGCGGUAGAGACAGAGAUCUCGGCGCAGAUCGCGGACUACCAGCGGCUCAAGCAGCGGCUGUUGCAGCAGGAGCGCGACAGCAGCCGGCUGUCUGCUGACCAAGAGGCGCUGUUGCGUCGCUGCGACGAGUUGGAGGGAGCGCUGGCUGCCAAGCAGGAGGAGUGCGCGCUGCUCAACAAGAAGUGCGCGCAGCUGGAGGAGCAGUGGCAGGCGGGCCGGGCUGCCAUGGCUGCUUUGCAGGAGCGUGUGCGGUCGCUUGAUGCGCAAUCAGAGGCACUGCAGCGCAGCGGCCAGACCGCGUCGCUGGCCCGGCAGGAGGCGGCAGCGUCACUGGAUGCAGCCCGAGCUGACCUGCGAACAGCGACGCAGCAGGCGGCUGCCUACCGGGAACAGCUUGAGCUGCGAAAUAACGAGAUCAGGGAGUUGAACGCCAUGCUGCAAGCCUGGGAGGCACUACGGCUGGGCAAGGACGCCCAGAUCUCGGCGCUCAUGGAGCGGUGCAAGCGACACGAGGAGGACGCGGCGGAGAAGGCACGCACCGUGGAGGCGCUGCGCCGAAAGCUGCAGGCGUUCAACGGUGUAACAGGGCGUGUAUCCCUCAGCGGAGCACAGUCCGGCGGCAGUCCGAGCGGCUCCGUUGUCACGCCUCACAUGGCCAACCAGCAACAAUCGCAGUCGAGGCCCAUGUCAGGGACUAGCGGCACCUUGGGUGGUUCUCGUCACAUCCAUGUUCAUAUGCAUGGGCCGGCGGUGUCACCCUCUGUAUCCGGGGUUUCUGGCACAGGAUCAAACAUUGCACGCUAACGAUCGGGGUAUUAGUAAUGCGUACCGUAUUCGCUUGCUAGGUGUUGCUUGUAUUGGUAGAUGUUGCUGAAUGCCUGUGAAUUUGCGAAGAACUAUUCACGAUGUCCGUCGCCGGCAAAUCUGGAGAUCAAUUUCCGCAGUUUGGGGCUUUAGGUUUCGAAAUGCCGUGACAGGCGUAAUUGCACCAUGGGUAGCACGGUUAACAUGUAUGCACUCGAAUCGGCUUUUUUAUUUCGCUUCCUCAGGCAAAUGACAGCAGUAGAGCCUCGUGCUGAUGACGCCUGAGUGCCCAAGCGCAACCAGUUGGAAGCAGCACGUUUAUAUGCAAGCAGCCAUUAUGGUUACAAUGUUGUUCACGAGCGGACGCCCACCCUCCACCUUUCUCAGGAGGCACACUAGCGCGGAGAAACAAGGAGAAAAGACAUGAGAAACAGCGCUGAGCUUAGUCAACACGCUUCAGCAGUUUGUUCGUUUUUGAGCAGGAUAGGAUAACCGCAACAGCCGCCGUGCACACAGGCAGACUGGAAGGUUAAAGCCAUAUAUAGAAGGUAACCAGCGUUCGAACCAUGACAGUUUGCCAUAUAUAUAAGGUACCGAGCGUUUGAACCACGACAGUUUGCGUGCAAUAGGGAUAAAGCAGCCGCACCGCUCUACACCAGCAUGCAAGCUGCAGCAACCCCUCGCAAGACAGCAUACCCGCUCACGUAUACACACACAAACGGAUUGUGCAAUCAUGCACGCUCCAACAUAUACACAACCAUGCGCACAGCACGGUAACCACAAUGGUCGGGCACAAACCUAAGUUCCUCUCCACUUAGCGGUGGCAGUCUACACGGUCAACAACCUAACCUCCAGUAGCAACAAUUCAUACGUUUGGCCAGAACGCAUGUCCCACGAGUAACGCGUUUCCUCCUAACGCAAAGAAAGACGUAAGAAUAACGGACUACACGGCCGACAACAGCCGCCACACCAACCACUCCUGCUCCCGGCUUAACUGACCUAGUGUUCCAAAUGCCGGUCUCGCAUACGAGCAUAGCAUGGCACUACCACAUAUCGAAUGCGCCCGGCACUCACAGCUGGCACCCGACGGCUAUUACGACAGGCAACCCUUCGAAGUCCUUAUCACAAAAGGAGGGAAGGACAUGGCGAGUUCUCGCUCGCGUACUAUGACCUCACUGGACAAAACCAGGUGUCGCUUCAUACAUGUGAAGCUCAUUACAAGCGUGCUGUCGGCACUAACCCUCCAAUAGUUACCACGCCCUGCAAAACCAAUAGAAGCCCGCAUCAUUGAAACACUGUGUAUGCGUUCGUAAGUGAAAACUCCAGAAACAACCAAAAGGCAGCCCUGCCAUGCAGCCAUCUAGUGAACGUUAGGCAGUAUCACCCACGCGAAGGUCUGCCACGCAAGCUAUGGCCGCUAGCCUCGCCCCGCACAGUUCAUGCUUAUAUAAAUUGGCACAAACAGGAACAGUCAAUUCAAGUCGCUUAGUAGGGAGUAGUAUGAAACGCAAUGAAAGUGUCCCACAAAAGAUAACCUAGCUUUCACCCUCAAUACGAAGUCAGUCGUUGUUUGCCUCGCCUAAACCAAUGCACAUGGCAUCGUGUGUUAAUAGCCACUACAACAGCAGCGCACAUGCCGUGCCAUAGGGCACUCAAUCAUACGUUAUUCAGUUCUCCCUACUACCUUGAACCCAUACCAAAUCAUCCCGACGAAACCCAAACCCCCAAACCCAACACAGCAAAGUCCAAGAUGACCGCUCGCAUCCCCCUCAACACGCCCCUGACUGCGCCAAUCAUCUAAACCCAACCCCUACACACCCUGUAUAACCCAAACCGAACCCCUCUGCCCGGCUGAUGAAUGGAACCCUGGAAACCCGCAUCACCUCGUGCCGCCCUUCGUCACGAUCACAUGCACCCGACCGGUGUCCAGAUCGUACACGGCUCCCGCCAGCAGCACCUUGCCCCGCUGCAGCCCCUCCUGGAUGAUGGUGGAGCGCUGGCAGCGCUGGAUCUGGUACUUGACGUUCUCCCGGACCACCUUUUCUUGCCGCUCCUCCUCGCUGUCCAGCAGACGCUGAUGCGCCUUGGCUGAUACGCUGUCGACGCGCGCGAUGGCCACGUCCAAGUUGCCCACCAGGGUGUCGAUGAAGCCGGGGAAGGCCUUGCCUGUGGGGGUUGUGAAGGGUUCAAGUUCAGGGUCAAGGUGAGGAAUGCCAAAGGGUGCAGGUGUGUUGCUAUGGGGUGUGGACAAGGAGGGGUGAGUUGGUGGUGCUAGGGCGGAGUGGAGCAGCGAUUUGGGUAGGGUAGGCGGGUGGGGUUCCUCCGGCUAACUGCCAUGGGUUAAGGAGUCUUGUGAGCAUGCAUAACGAGGCAGAUUGCCCAAAGAAACCUGAUGGUUAAGGUGGAAAGAGCGUGGCAUGGCCAUGUAACCCAGACGAUGAUACGCCGUUAGGCAUGGCCCGGGUACAUACCCGAUAACGCCGCGUGGACGGCUCCGCACUUCGUGUGUCCAAGGAUCAUAACCACUUUCACCCCGACGUGCAGGACGGCAUACUCGAGGCUUGCUACCUGCUCCGGCGUUGCUAUGUUUCCAGCAACGCGGCAGACGAAGACGUCGCCGAAACCCUGAUCGAAAACGAUUUCAGCUGGUACACGGGAGUCUGCGCAUCCAAGGAUUGCCGCGAGCGGCUUUUGCUUAACAGAAAUUUGCUUCACUCGAGAAAAGUCCUGGUGCGGAUGGACGCUUGCUCCGCUUAUGAACCGUGCAUUGCCGUCCAAGAGAGCCUGCAGCACUUGUUCUGGCGACGCGCGGUCUGUAAGCGAGUUGACCUUGUCUAAGGACGCCUUGCUGUAUUGUGAGAUCCCGCCGUUGCCUAAUUCCUGGGAGCCGCCUGUCAGCGUCAACUGCAAUGGCAAAGUUACUCUCCUUCAGUGCUGGUACUUGCAGCUACAAAAGCUCCCAUACGCCAUGUAAAAUACAUCAUAUAACAAUCGUAUACACCCAGCAACAGCCAGCAGGCCCUGAAUUGCCUCUCUAACUCACAGUGUUGGCCUCGGAAACUGCUUGCGGCAACGGAACAACCCGUGUAAUUGGUACGUCGUUUUCUCUUUGUGCGCUUGCGCCGCAACCCAUUCUUAUUCAGCGGUUGGCGAGGUGUUAGGCGCCGGAGGCAGCAGAACCUAACACAAAGCUGACAGCAAAGAAGCUAAAGGCUUUUCCCCUCUAUAAGGGAACUAUAAUUGUUGGAGUCUCAGCCCGUCUCAGCCUCCAAUUUUCAAUCAUAGCACAGAGCCCAUCUUGGAAAUACUGUCAGCAUGGUUGCGAAUAGUUCCUGUGAUUAUAAGAUUUUGAAGUACCGGUAGUAUGAGCUUGAAGUUCCAAAUGGUGUAAGCUGAGCAUUUGGGAGAGGCUGACGAAGUCGACGAACGACGCUUCUUUUAUGCCGUACGAAUAGUAUCAACCAUGGUAAUUCCUAUCAAUGUUUCCUGCUAGGUGCGUAACCUUAGGGUAAAUAGCACUCAAUACGGUAGUGCACGGCCCCUUGCUAUUUGUCCUCGUUACGCUGGAAUAGUGCCCUCUUAGCGUUUUUUUGCUGGGAAGCAUGGCCCAGGUUGCCGCUUUGCUGGUCGCCACCUCCUCAGGGCGAGGAUUGGCAGAGGAACUUACAGCUCACGGCAGCUACACAUCGCUUGUCGAGGGCCCGGAUGGAGUGCCUAAGGUCCUGUUGGGCGUCAACGGGCAACCAGUCCUGAAUCACUGGCUGGCUGCCAUGGCACAGUGUUCGCGGCUACAACCCUUGGAUCAAAAGGUCUUCAUCCUCUGCAACGAAGUCAACGUGGAUGCCGUACGCGCCUGGGCAUCCGAGCCCGCCUUCUCAGGCGGCGGCUUCCCCCUAGAAAACAUCCUCAC